AUGUAUCGAUCUCAACAUGGUCUCCCCCCCUUCCAGCCAUCUGUUCCUAUUUUAGCAUUUCCAGUCCUUCGUGGGUCUGCCUAUCUCUCCCCUCUCCCUCUUUAUUCUAUUAGGUUGUUCGUUAAUUGUCCGUUGUUUAAAUUUCUCUUUCUCUCUCUCUCUCUCUCUCUUUCUCUCUUUCUCUUUCUCUCUCUCUCUCUCUCUCUCUCUCUUUCUCUCUCUCUCAUUCUCUCUCUUUCUCUCUCUCUCUUUCUCUCUCUCUCUCUCUCUCUCUCUCUCUCUCUCUCUCUCUCUUCUACCUCUUUAAUCCAUCUUUUUCAUUCGUCUCUUGUUUGUUGCUUAACUCUCUCUUUUUCUCUUUCUCCCUUUCUCCCUUUCUCUUUCUCCUCUCCCUCUUUAUUCUAUCGUUUCCAGUCCGUUUCUUGUCUGUUGUUUAACUCUCUCUCUUUCUCUCUCUGUUUUUCUCUGUUUCUCUGUUUCUCCUUCUCCCUCCCCCUCUUUAUUCUAUCAUUUCCAGUCGUUAAUUUUCCGUUGUCUAAAUCUCUUUCUUUCUCUCUCUCUCUCUUUCUCUCUUCUACUACUUUAAUCCGUCUUUUCCACUUCGUCUCUUGUCUUUUGAUUAACUCUCUCUGUCUUUUUCUUUCUUUCUCUCUGCACUUUCCCUCUUUAUUCUAUCAUUUCCAGUUCGUCUCUUGUCUGUUGCUUAACUCUCUCUUUUCCUCUCUCUCUUUUCCCCUUUCCCUUUCUCCCUUUCCCUCUUUAUUCUAUCUUUUCCAGUUCGUCUCUUGUCUGUUGCUUAACUCUCUCUUUUUCUCUCUCUUUUCCCUUUCCCUUUCUCCCUUUCCCUCUUUAUUCUAUCUUUUCCAGUCCGUCUCUUGUCUGUUCCUUAACUCUCUCUUUUUUCUCUCUCUCUUUCCCUUUUCCUUUCUCCCUUUCCCUCUUUAUUCUAUCUUUUCCAGUUCGUCUCUUGUCUGUUGCUUAACUCUCUCUUUUUCUCUCUCUCUUUUCCCCUUUCCCUUUCUCCCUUUCCCUCUUUAUUCUAUCUUUUCCAGUUCGUCUCUUGUCUGUUGCUUAACUCUCUCUUUUUCUCUCUCUCUUUUCCCCUUUCCCUUUCUCCCUUUCCCUCUUUAUUCUAUCUUUUCCAGUCCGUCUCUUUCCGUCUCUUGUCUGUUGCUUAACUCUCUCUUUUUCUCUCUCUCUUUUCCCCUUUCCCUUUCUCCCUUUCCCUCUUUAUUCUAUCUUUUCCAGUUCGUCUCUUGUCUGUUGCUUAACUCUCUCUUUUUCUCUCUCUCUUUUCCCCUUUCCCUUUCUCCCUUUCCCUCUUUAUUCUAUCUUUUCCAGUUCGUCUCUUGUCUGUUUAUGCUCUCUCUUUUUCUCUCUCUUUUCCCCUUUCCCUUUCUCCCUUUCCCUAUUUAUUCUAUCUUUUCCAGUUCGUCUCUUGUCUGUUGCUUAACUCUCUCUUUUUCUCUCUCUCUUUUCCCCUUUCCCUUUCUCCCUCUUCCUCUUUAUUCUAUCAUUUCCAGUCUGUCUCUUGUCUGUUGUUUAACUCUCUCUUUUUCUCUCUCUCUUUUCCCCUUUCCCUUUCUCCCCCUUCCUCUUUAUUCUAUCAUUUUCAGUCCGUCUCUUGUCUGUUGUUUAACUCACUCUAUUUCCAUGUGUCACUCUCUCGUUCUCUCUCCCUCUCUUUCUUUCUCUCACAUAUAUAACUCUAUCUUUAUCACAUUAAACGUUAGUUUAGUGGCUGCCCGUAUUUGA
Messenger RNA from Acanthosepion pharaonis, 1755 nucleotides. The record is from the annotation of a GenBank genome assembly. NCBI's taxonomy places the organism in Eukaryota, Metazoa, Mollusca, Cephalopoda, Sepiida, Sepiidae.